AUGCCAAGAACGGAAAGAUAUUUUUUGUCCUCCAAUAUCCUCUUUCUUUUACUACUGCUCUUGAUGAACCUAGACUUAGGUUGGGCCUGGACAACCCCUGAUUGCACCAUAGCAGACAGUUCCCUGUUAACUAAUAUUUCCUACUACAUCCCAUUCUGUUCUUUGGCCCCAGGACUGCACCUUUUUGCAUUAUGCUCCAAUGUUAAAAACUUGGCUCACACCCUAGCAGCCCUUCCCAGGAGAUUGGAGGCACUAUGCCUCCAGGGCACAGUUCCUAUCCUACCAGCUGAUGCUUUUGAACAUUUCCCCACACUUCAGUUGCUGAGGCUGCAGCUGGGCACCAUGAGGGUUACUUCUGGAGCAUUUCAAGGAUUAGACCACCUGGAGUAUCUUUUCUUUGAGCUUCCCACACCCUGCUGCCUGAGCCUGUUCCUCCAGCCAGAUGCCCUCAAGCCUCUCAAGUUUCUCAACAGCCUCUCAUUCCAAGGUUACUGCCUGAAUUCUAGCCAUAAUAUCCAACUGCCUGUCAGUCUUAGAUAUCUGACUAUGAGGCACAGCUGUUUAAUGGAGCUUCAAGAAUUGCAAGGACUCUUCCCAAGCCUUGUCCCUGGUUCAAUUCCUAAAGGAAGCUCUAACCCACAGUCCUCAUUUCUAGAGGUGUUGGAUCUCUCAGCCAACCUACAGCUGAGUCGGGUUGGUAUCAGAGGCUUGCAUGGCCUCCAACUCCAUUCUCUAAAACUGGAUGGCACGCCACUCAGUGCAUUAGAGCUCAUAGGGUCAGGACUAUUUUACCUGAAUUCCCUUUCCCUCAUAAGCACAGGCACAAAAAAACUUCCUAGAAAUAUUACAGCCUACUUUAAGCUUCAUGCACUUGACCUUGGAAGAAACCAAAUCCAGAGAAUAGAGAAUGAGGACCUCCUAGGCUGCCACUCCCUGGAACUCCUCAACCUUCAUGCCAAUGGCUUGUAUUUUCUCCCCACCAGGUUCCUGGAUGCCUUGCCACAGCUUCAAAGGCUUAAUCUGUCAUUGAACAAAUUGGGCCCAACCUUAGAGCUCCCACAGGGAUUGGUCAAUUCAAACCUGAGAGUACUAGAUCUGUCCUACAAUGGACUCAAUGCUCUCCCUUCUGGCUCCUUUUUCUCUAUUCCUCAACUCCAGGAGCUCUGGCUGAGUGGUAACAACAUCACCAACUUAUCUAAUGGAAGCCUAGUGGGACUAAGAAGGCUGAAGACCCUAGAUCUGAGCUGGAAUAAAAUUAAGGUGCUAGAGCUAGGUUGGCUUUCCUUUCUUCCUGCUCUCACCUCACUAAACCUCCUCGGAACUUAUAUAGAGGUUUUCUCUGGCAAGCUGUUACAAGGUCCCCAGAAGCUAAGUCACCUAUGGCUGGGUUCUUUUGCAUCUUUAGAGCUUUGUUCUGAAUGGCCUUCAACACUGCUCAGCUUAGAGGCAUGGUCAGAAGUCGCCAUCACAUUUAGAGUCUCCCUUGGAGAAUCAUUUAAGCUCUUAGAAAGUCUUACCUUACAAACUCGUUAUGUGAUACAAGACGCAAACAAAACUAUCAUCCAUUUCCCUUCUCUACGUCAUCUCACCCUGAGAGGCUGUGACACAAAUGUUUUCUCUAUCCAAGAAUCCCAGAGAUUCUUCUCACGACUUCCUUUUCUGGAGCAUCUGCACUUCUGGUCUGAUCAUAGUAGAGAAGACAUACAAUUCUCUGGGAUGCCCCAGCUGCGAGUACUUGAGCUGGGGGACAUGGACAGACUUUCUGAACCGAGCACAGUGAAUCUGGAGGUGUUGUUGAAGGAACUACCUCAUCUAGAAGUGCUAGUAUUGAGCAACCUGAAUAUUGGGAACCUCUCACUCUCUAGUUUCAGGAAUGUGGGCCUCCUCCGUCUGCUGCUGUUAAACUCUGAAUGGGCCCUAGGACUGGACAGUAGCCUCCAGGAACUCAUUCCCCAGAUGCCUCAAUAUGUCUAUUUCUCAGAUGUCAUCUUCAUCUGCCAGUGUGAAAGCUCUUGGGUAGGGCUUUGGGCAGCACGGGCCCCAAACACCUUUGUUUAUGGACUAGAAAAAUCCAUUUGCAUGGCCAACGCCUCUGAUGUCUCCCAGACUCCACUGCUCUCUUUCCUUUCUGGUAACUGUCCAGAUGAUACUGAACUUCAGGGCUUUCUAACCAGCUUCACUCUGGUGCUUCUACUGAUCAUUUUUGCCUUACUUAGUUGCCCUAAAUGGCCUUGGGUGCACCACCUCCGGACCCUAUUCCAUGCCUGGUGUUGGAAGGUAGGUGGCUGGCACCACAGAAAUCAAUACACCUAUGAUGUCUUUAUAUCCUACUGUGAGAAGGACCAGGAGUGGGUGCUAGCAGAGUUGAUUCCUGCUCUGGAGAAGCCUCUUCCAUCUGGUGAGGGCUUCAGGAUAUGCAUACCAGAGAGGGACUUCGAGAUUGGGCAAGACAGGAUGGACACAAUGGCUGACAGCUUGAAGACAAGCAGAACUAUCCUGUGUGUGCUCAGUCGCCAAGCCCUGGACAAUCUCUGGUGCAAUCUAGAGUUAAGGCUUGCCACCUACCUGUUAGUGGCCAAGCCUGGUACGACACACCUCCUGCUACUCUUCCUAGAACCUAUUGAUCGGAAACAGCUUCAUAGCUACCACCGCCUUGCACGGUGGCUUCAAAGAGAGGACUAUUUGAAUCUUCCCCAAAAGAGAACAGAAUGGGAUGCUUUCUGGGAGCAACUUCGGAAAAAGUUAAGAAAAGCUGUACAAGAAAGAGAGGAUUAG
Molecule: messenger RNA, 2775 nt
Organism: Elephantulus edwardii (Cape elephant shrew)
Lineage: Eukaryota; Metazoa; Chordata; Mammalia; Macroscelidea; Macroscelididae
Product: toll-like receptor 11-like
Exons: 1
Coding region: 1-2775 (924 amino acids)
Biological process (GO): inflammatory response; toll-like receptor signaling pathway; immune response
Cellular component (GO): membrane
Molecular function (GO): transmembrane signaling receptor activity; protein binding
Source: RefSeq, a predicted model, not a curated record